AUGGCACAAAACCUCUUCAUCUAUCUUGCCGAGCCGCAUUGCGUCCUCUGUCGAGCUGCCUUGCCGUACUACCCCGGCAUCAAUGUCUUUAGGGUCAACGCCUUGAAUUGGGAGAAAGAUAUAGUCGGCUUAUUCGACCUGGCCCCUGAUUCGUCUCAAGGCCCCACGGUCGUUGGCAUCAAGACCACCCUGAAAGAGAAAUACCCCAUCAUCGGGUCGAAUAUCAUUGUACGGCACAAAGGCGGCGAGGUGGCCAUUGCCAUUACUCGUGACCGCCCCAGCGUCAAGCACCGGCCCUUCUUCUUUGCCCAUCAGCUCUGCUGCAAAGCCGUCGAAGCGCUGUCAGGGAGUCCUGGUCACCGUGAGAUCUACGAUGUGGCCAUGCAGACGCAGGAAAUCCUGCCUAGAGAUUGCUGGGGAGAAGAACCCCCCACGCAUCUCGCCUCGUUUUUGGGCACCAUCCAAAGCGGCAUUGUCGACACUGAGAAUACAGACUUGGGAUCUUGUCUCUCGAGAUGCUCCCAAAUGCCCCCCGAAUUGCAAUAUCGCAUAUUGGGAUUUCUCCACGGGAAUGGAAACACCAUUGUAUUCUCACUAAUGACGGCCCUCCAGACCUUCAUCACUGGCCGUCUUCUCCUUAUGCCAUCGCUCCCCUAUCAAAUUAUGCCUGGACCAUCCUUCAACGUUGAUCAUGUUGAUACGGUUCACGUUUGUGCCUCCCUCGUUCACAUGUUCGGGCGUUCCUACUUGUGGGGUCUCGAGUUCCUCCAAAACCAAGAUCAUCGACCUACACCGGGCAAGGAGUGCAUGGAGGUCAAGUUGCAUUCCAUUCGCCAGAUGGAGUUUAUUCUUGGAAUAUUUGGCAUAGCGGCCAUCAGAUUUCAUAUGGACGACGGUUCCAUCACGGCUUGGCUGGGAGAUGCUCGAAAAGGAUGGCGUUGUAAGCUAAUUGAUUUCACUAGCGAACACAUGCGGUUCCCGCGAAGCGGCCAGAAAGAUCUUGUUAGGCGCUUUGCCGAACUCAUCGUUCAGUCGGCGAAGAAGGACGCGCCACUCAAUGUCUUGUGGGAUGCUUCCUGGAGACUACUCAAGUGUGGCGUAUCCUUUAUUGCUCAUUAUUACACAGAACCACCCAGCCCGCGACCCAACGCUUUCCUUGGGCUCCCGAUGUGUAGGUAUUUGCCGCUACGUCUCGACGGCCACCACGCCAGAGCAAUCACUGUGUAUGUGUUCGACCUCGGCAUGGGCUGCCUCGUAGUUCAUGGGAACGCCGGCCCUCGCUGGGUAUCGGUCCCCCUAAGGAAAGGUGUAGCACGAACUUUCUAUUUCAGAAAUGGAGAAGAGAUAACAACACUCGGCCUGGUGACAUCCGGGGAUAGAAGUCGCCCGUGUGGCCCGUUCCUGCUGUUUAAAACCAAUCUUGAUCGGAUGGCAUACUUCGGUCCUGCUAUGGCACUCAUAGAUGCCACUUCUCGAUGGGAGUCCUUGAUACCCGAUCACUUGGAUAAGAAAUGCACCGUUUCAGGCCUCAUUGUCGACCAGAUGGCAAUAUCAUACAACUUCUUCAAAACCAUUGGAGCUCAUUGCACGCCUAAAGAGGGCGUCGCCGCAGACCAUAAACCACCGACUUCCUCGUCGGGGCUGCACUUCACUCUACCGGACCGUCCAAGGGUCAUGCGACGAUUAGGUUUUGGGAUCUUCUCGGUUGUGAACAGUGCUCACCUUUACGACAUUAAGCAGCUACGAAUUCUACUAAAGGACGCCCGAGACUAUGAUAACAACCGCAUGUAUCGCUGCUGCGGCCUGUGGAUCCUCUACGGCGACGGAUCUGUCGAGACAGUUGGGUCUUGGGACGAGUCUCUGACCCAAUACGCCAAUGUCAUCUACAACGAGGCCGAUGGCCGUUUGACCCGGGUGAUUUUCCGCUUUAAAGAGGGAAGGCAUCCGUGUGUUUACAGUGAAAUAGUCCGCUACGUGAGUGAAGUCACCACCAGAGUAGUACCACAUGGAAGCGAAGAGGAAGAUCCAGACGAGGAGCCCUCGGGGUUCACUGAGACUGGCGACUAUUUGGUCCAUUGUAAAAUUGGUUAUCUGAAAAAAGUGAGUGCGCAUUUCAACACCAUAGAUGAAGAGCAACUAUUUGCGAAAACUGUGCUGACGAACGAAAUUAACCCUGUAUAG
Trichoderma aggressivum f. europaeum is the source of this 2181-nucleotide messenger RNA. RefSeq lists its product as uncharacterized. The coding region runs from base 1 to 2181 and encodes 726 amino acids. Lineage: Eukaryota; Fungi; Ascomycota; Sordariomycetes; Hypocreales; Hypocreaceae. The transcript has 4 exons. The record is from RefSeq and is a predicted model, not a curated record.